GGGCGAGGAGGGGGAGUACAAACUAGAGGAGGGUGAAGGAAGCGAGGCGCGACACUGCUCGGGGAGAGGAGGGCAGUGAGGAGCGAGGCGCGGGCAGAGGCAGCUCGGACUGCCGAGAGGAGGGAGCGCGGCGCAGAGAGGAGGGGCUUGCGGGCCCGUAGAAAUGUCAAUCAGAGCCCGGAGCCCCGGGAAUCUCCGCCAAUCUGUUCGGACCUGACCUGGCUCCUCGCCGCCGCCGCCGCCGCCGCCGCCGCCGCCGCCGCGGAGCAGAUCAAUAGGCGAACGCGGAGCGCUGCGCAGCGCGGGAGGCAGCGCGGCCCCAGCCCGGCCCAGCCCCCGAUGCGCGCAGGAGCCCGCGGGCGGCGCUGAGCUGGGCGGCCCAGGGGGCCGGGCCCCCUCUCCGUCCGUGCCCCGCGGGCCACCAUGUCCUUCCCCCAGCUCGGAUACCAGUACAUCCGCCCGCUCUACCCACCCGAGCGCCCGGGGGCCGCCGGCGGCGGCGGCAGCGCUGGAGCCCGGGGCGGCCCAGGAGCCGGAGCCUCGGAGCUGGCCGCCUCGGGGUCCCUGUCCAACGUGCUCUCCUCCGUGUACGGGGCGCCCUAUGCCGCGGCGGCAGCGGCUGCCGCCGCCGCCCAAGGCUACGGUGCCUUUCUGCCCUACGCCGCCGAGCUGCCCAUCUUCCCGCAGCUGGGCGCGCAGUACGAGCUGAAAGACAGCCCGGGGGUGCAGCAUCCGGCCGCGGCCGCCGCGUUUCCGCACCCGCACCCCGCCUUCUACCCGUAUGGCCAGUACCAGUUCGGGGACCCGUCCCGUCCCAAGAACGCCACCCGGGAGAGCACCAGCACGCUCAAGGCCUGGCUGAACGAGCACCGCAAGAACCCCUACCCCACCAAGGGCGAGAAGAUCAUGCUGGCCAUCAUCACCAAGAUGACCCUCACCCAGGUGUCCACCUGGUUCGCCAACGCGCGCCGGCGCCUCAAGAAAGAGAACAAGAUGACUUGGGCGCCCCGCAGCCGCACCGACGAGGAGGGCAACGCUUACGGGAGCGAGCGCGAGGAGGAAGACGAGGAGGAGGACGAAGAAGACAGCAAGCGCGAGCUGGAGCUGGAGGAGGAGGAGCUCGUGGGGGAGGAGGAGGACACGGGGGGCGAGGGCCUGGCGGACGACGACGAGGACGAGGAGAUCGAUUUGGAGAACUUAGACGGUGCGACCGCGGGGCCUGAGCUGGCCUUGUCUGGGGCGGCACACAGGGACGGCGACCUCGGCCUGAGACCCAUUUCAGACUCCAAGAAUAGCGACUCGGACGACAGCUCGGAGGGCUUGGAGGAGCGUCCGCUGCCCGUGUUGAGUCUGGCCCCGGCGCCACCGCCGGUGGCCGCGGUUCUGCCGUCUCCGCCCUCGCCUCCUGCAGGCCUGGACCCCUGCGCUCCCGCACCACCGCCCGCCUCAGCCCUGCAGAAGCCCAAGAUCUGGUCCCUGGCCGAGACGGCCACAAGCCCGGACAACCCGCGCCGCUCGCCUCCGGGCGCGGGAGGUUCUCCCCCGGGGGCAGCCGUCGCGCCCCCAGCCCUGCAGCUCUCUCCGGCCGCGGCAGCCGCCGCGGCUCACAGACUGGUCUCGGCGCCGCUGGGCAAGUUCCCCGCUUGGACCAACCGGCCGUUCCCAGGCCCUACGCCGGGCCCACGCCCGCACCCGCUCUCCCUGCUGGGCUCGGCCCCUCCACACCUGCUGGGACUUCCCGGAGCCGCGGGCCACCCGGCCGCCGCCGCUGCCGCCUUCGCUCGGCCGGCGGAGCCCGAGGGCGGAACAGAUCGCUGUAGUGCCUUGGAAGUGGAGAAAAAGUUGCUCAAGACGGCUUUCCAGCCCGUGCCCAGGCGGCCCCAGAACCACCUGGAUGCCGCUUUGGUCUUAUCGGCUCUCUCCUCCUCCUAGUACUUAUUUUUAAAAAUUUUCAAUCGUUGUAAUAAUUGUAAAAACAAAAAACAAAAAACAAAACUCUCUGUAUAGUUAUGACUUGUAAGCAUGUCCGUGUAUGAAUACCUAAGAAACAAAACUAAGCAAAAAGAAAAAAAAGAAAAAAAAAAAAAGAAAUAAACCAAGUUCCCUCAGUCCUCCCCAAGUGGCUUCUGUACCCCACAUUAGCUGAGUUUGUGAGGGUUUUUCUGGUUGAUGUUGUUCGGUUGAUUUUGGGAGGUGGAGUUGCCGUGAGAAUAAGAGUGUCUGACUUUUUUUUUUUUUUUGUAUAUACAGAAAAAUGUACAUAUGUGUGAACCAAAUUGUACAAGAAAGUAUCUAUUUUUGGCUAAAUAAAUGAGCUGUUGCCACUUUGA
Panthera uncia (snow leopard) is the source of this 2330-nucleotide messenger RNA. RefSeq names its product iroquois homeobox 3 (gene IRX3). The transcript is spliced from 4 exons. Gene Ontology annotation, molecular function: RNA polymerase II cis-regulatory region sequence-specific DNA binding; DNA-binding transcription factor activity, RNA polymerase II-specific. The coding region runs from base 424 to 1932 and encodes 502 amino acids. Lineage: Eukaryota; Metazoa; Chordata; Mammalia; Carnivora; Felidae. Gene Ontology annotation, cellular component: nucleus. Gene Ontology annotation, biological process: cell development; regulation of transcription by RNA polymerase II; neuron differentiation. The record is from RefSeq and is a predicted model, not a curated record.